GUUCGUAGUGGCGCGCCUGACGGUCAAGGCUCCGUACGCCACUCCGGAAAAAUAAAAAAAAACAAAUAGCGCGCGUUUUUAACUGUCAAACGUCAAGCGAUUUAUUUAAUUAUUUUUUUAAAAUUUCUGUUUCGAGUACAAAGUAACUGUAUAGUGCACUGGAUAAUGAGCUCGUGAUAGUGGCUACGUCUGGGAGACCGUUAAACAGACAACCAUGCAGUAUCCCUGAGAGCAUCAUGGGCCCCCCUAUUAACUUGUGGCCGAGCCACAGACCGACGUACGGCGCAAACACUCUCGAGAGUGUCGUGAACAGAUUGCGUGGUGUUGUGCAAGUGGGAGUGUUGUUGUUGGUGGUGCAGGUGCUGCUGGGAUACUGUGGGGUUACGGCGGGACCUGUGCUGGUCAGUCUGGACUAUCUACAAGGUCCUGUUCCAUUAGCGAGAAAUAUAAGACACUUACCUUGCGUAUCCAGACGGAGUGGCGAAGAGGGACUAUGUAUGUUUGCGAUAGACUGCCUAAAGGCGAAUGGAUCUCAUCUAGGAACAUGUAUCGACAGAUUUUACUUCGGCUCCUGCUGUCAGAUACCAGACAAAACUAUCCUUCCACAGAUUAUAAGCAACAAUAUAGAUGAUAACUCCAUAGAUAGUUCGAAUUUCGUUCAUCCACAGACUGAUGACAAGAUACCUGAUGUACCGAAUAUUAAUAAGAAUGAACUUAAACCUGAACGUCAAACGACAACACCAAGAAGCACUGAAAAUCCAACCAUAACUUCAAGAAGUACUGAAAGUUCAGCAACAGAUUCUAAAAGUACUGAAAGCUUAAUUGAAGUUUCAAGUAGUACAGAAAGUGCAGCUGUAAACAGUACUGAAAGUGCUCAAGACAACACGGAACCGAAUGAAAUAAGUAAGUUUGAUACAACAAUCAUAGAUAAUAAAAUAGAUGAAGCAACCAAUCUUGUAACAAAAGAAACCACAGAAUUUGCUAAAACCACAGAAAUACCGAUUAAACUAUCAACAUUUCAAACAGUAUCUGGAGACACAAGCAAUUUGAUUUUUGACAAACAUGAGACAACGAUUAGACCAGACAAAUUGGAAACAACCACAUCAACAGAGAGACCUAAGCCAACAAGGAAACCAGUAAAGCCAACCUAUAAGCCCAGGCCUACGUAUAGACCAACAAACUUCACGAGACCACAAUACACAGGAACUGGUAAACCAAGACCAACAAAGCCAAUCACAUCAUUUAAUGCUACACGAAAACCUCCAUACAGAUUACCACCAAAACGACCCUCAACAAAAAGGCCAGUGCCAAUUCCACCAAGACUUAAUAUUACAAUUUUACCUCAAAUUACAAGCAAACCAGUAUUUACACGACCGUCAGUACCUAUUAUUACUUUUAUUAAUUCUACUGUUUCAAAGACUGAAGAGGACAAAGUAAGUAGUCUGUCUUUUUCUACUGAAGCUAUAGUUUCAACUGUUGCGUUAACAACUGCCGCUUCUACUACUACAACCUCAACAACACCAAUACCAACAACAAAACCUCCUAAGACUACAAUAUCGACAACUACUACAACAACAACGACGUCAACAACAACACCGCAACCUACAACAACAACAACAACGACGACGACAACUACAUCAACAACACCACAACCUACAACAACAAAAACAACUACAUCAACAACACCACAACCUACAACAACAAAAACAACUACAUCAACAACACCACAACCUACAACAACAAAAACAACUACAUCAACAACACCACAACCUACAACAAUAAAAACAACUACAACAACAACACCACAACCUACAACGACAACUACAACACAUGCACCAGCCACCACUUUAUCUACAACAGUUGCAUCAACAGAACUAACUGAGAUUGAAGAAGCAGAAAUUGAAUUGACUGAGAAAGUUACUCAAAAUAUAAAAUUACCAGAAUCAACAUUAAUUGAAUUUGUGGGGGAAACAACAAAAGCAACAAUAACACUAGAUGUAACUGAAAACAUAAAUGAAACGACAUUGGAUGACACCAAAAAUGAAAUCGAGAUCACAACAGAAUAUCCUCCAUUUGUAACUUGGUCGAACACUGUUGAUACAGUAACUAAAACACCUGAGGCAACGAAACUUCCAGAAAUAACAACAACGGAAGCGGUUAAACCGCCAGAAACAACAACGACAGAAGCAACAAAGACUCCAGAAGCAACGACAACUCUAAAAGAAGAAUUAUGGUCUCCAAUAACGCCUCCAGAAGGCUGGGUUCUAAUAUCAACAAUUCCACCUAAGCCCGAAACAACAACCGAAUCUAUACCAGAACCGCAAGCCGAAACCACAAUCCCGCAGCUAACGCCAUCUCCAACAACCGAAACAACAACAACAACAUCAAAGCCACCCGAACAAACAACAUCAACAACAGAAACAACAAAGCCAUCAACAGAACAAAUUGUUGAGUUCACGGUUAAUGUCACGCUUUCUCCUACCGUACCAACAACAACUACUUCCAUUGGUUUGACGUCAGAAGGUUCUAAUGGAACAACGGGACUAACUGAAGAACAGAGUAGCGACAACAAGACUGAUGCAACAACACCAGCGACAACAACAACGACAGAAUCAUACAACAUGUCAAACUACAAGGAAGUGUGUGGUCGUCGGAUGUGGCCCCAGGGUCGUAUUGUUGGUGGUGCUAAGUCAGGGUUUGGACAGUGGCCGUGGCAGAUAUCGUUGAGGCAGUACCGGACAUCCACAUAUCUUCACAAGUGUGGCGCGGCCUUGCUGAAUGAAAACUGGGCAAUCACGGCAGCUCAUUGCGUAGAACAUGUUCCACCUUCAGAGCUGCUGGUUCGUCUCGGUGAGCAUGACUUGGCCAACGAGGAGGAGCCUUAUGGGUUUGCAGAGCGCCGUGUUCAGAUCAUCGCCAGUCAUCCGCACUUCGACCCAGCUACCUUUGAAUAUGACUUGGCUUUACUCAGGUUUUACGAGCCAGUAACGUUCCAACCCAACAUUCUCCCGGUCUGUGUUCCUGAUGAUGAUGAUGACUUCGUGGGUCGAACUGCCCACGUUACUGGCUGGGGAAGACUUUAUGAUGAGGGUCCAUUGCCGAGCGUUCUUCAGGAGGUAGAGGUUCCGGUGAUCAACAAUACGGCGUGCGAGGCGAUGUACCAGGCGGCUGGCUACAACGAGCAUAUCCCCAACAUCUUUAUAUGUGCGGGCUGGAAAAAGGGGGGCUCAGACAGUUGUGAAGGUGACAGUGGUGGUCCCAUGGUAAUAGAACGUACGAGAGACAACAGAUAUGUUCUGGGCGGGAUCAUUUCCUGGGGGAUCGGCUGUGCCGAGCCCAAUCAGCCCGGCGUCUACACCAGGAUAUCAGAGUUCAGAGAUUGGAUCAAUCAGAUACUACAGUUUUGAGUGCAACGAACUUGUGUGUGAACGUGUUCAAGUGACGUAAAACUGAUAUAGACAAAUUGGUUUACAAAGAAACUAGCUAAUUAUUUUAAUUAGGAGAAAAUUAAUAUUUAUGUGAAUGUGAUUGUUGAAAUUAUAUUGGCGAAGAACAAAUUCACUAAAUUUAUUGCUUACAUGUGUUUUUUUUCUAUAAAAAGUUGUGUAAAUUUCUUUAUAGUAAAAAAUUCCUUUAGUCAAUUUAAUGAAAGUACUCGUAUAAUUGGGCGCGCUUUAAAUGACAAGUACCAACGUAUGUGAAAGGACAGAAUCAACAAACCAGUGAAAUUAUAAUAACUAUACAAUGCGUGUUCCGAUGAUAUUUUUGUUCAUUAACUAUGUGUUUUUUACACCAUAUACUAAACGAUAAUACAAGUUUGCAUAUCAAAAUAUAUUGAAACAAAAUUAUAAAUAAUUUGCGGAUAAUUGGUUCCGCCAUUUUUUCUAUGCAAGUUAUCAUAACCUGUAUAUUAUUAUACUCUUUGUCUACGAUAUUCGCCAAUAAUUUUUUCUUUAUCAUAAUAUUCUUAAGAAUAGGCAAAGGUACAACUCUUUAAUGCCAUCCGUCCACAUGAUUCUAUUGUAAAUAAUAUUAAAAUGCAUUUAUUAUUUUAUUUAUGACUAGCCAUAAUGUUAGGUAAUUGAAAUUUAUUUUUACAACGAAUUUAAAUAUUUAUAAUAAAUUAAAUUUAGAAU
This is a messenger RNA of Leptidea sinapis, 4136 nucleotides long. RefSeq names its product serine proteinase stubble-like (gene Np). The transcript has 10 exons. The record is from RefSeq and is a predicted model, not a curated record. Lineage: Eukaryota; Metazoa; Arthropoda; Insecta; Lepidoptera; Pieridae. Gene Ontology annotation, molecular function: serine-type endopeptidase activity. Gene Ontology annotation, biological process: proteolysis. The coding region runs from base 237 to 3407 and encodes 1056 amino acids.